CGAACACCAAUAUCCAAUAGCCCGCUGCAGUAGUCUACCCGUCCACUCGGCCGCCCUGCUCCGGUGCUCCCCGAUGACAGCAGCAUCGCCCCCCGCAUAAAAAAAGGCGCCCACUAGCGCGCACACCCGCAUAUACAAACACGAGAGAGGAGAGAGGGAGGGAGGGAGAGGGAUCAUUGAAAGCUGCACCCAUCAUCGAUCCGCCCCGGCCCGUUUGUUCGCCACCAUUUCCCCCUUCCUUCCUUCCUUCGAUCCCCCCUCCCAUCAUUCGCCCCAAUACUCUCCGCCCCAUCCGCUUUCCCCCUCGCCGGAGCAGAAAAAAUUUUAUGCGCGCUUUGGGAAAGCGCGAGUUAGUUUUGCUCUGAAGCUGCCUGCUUUUUAUCCAUCCGGAGCCGCGGGCGUUGGGGGGAGAGUAGAGUAGAGGCGAGGCGGGGUUCCGUGUGCUGCUCCGGCCGAGCGGGCGUGGGCACCGAGGAGGCGGCGGCGGGCGAGAGAGGGGAUCUGCCCAUGUCGUCGGCGGAGGACGGGUACUGCAGCUCGGAUUCGCCGCGGGCGGAAUCCCCCGAGGAGUCGCAGGCGGCGGCGGCGGCGGACGCGGAGUCGCCGCGGGCGAACAAGCGCGAGCGCGACCUCCGGGACCUCCACGACCUCCCUGCCUCGCCGUCCUCCCCGCUGCCGGCUGCUAAGCGCAGCCGGAGAUCGGUGGAGAAGCGGGUCGUGUCGGUGCCGCUCGCCGAGUGCGGGGACCGGCCCAGGGCGGGCAGCGGGGAGGGGCCGCCGCCGUCGGACUCGUGGACGUGGCGCAAGUAUGGGCAGAAGCCCAUCAAGGGCUCCCCCUACCCUCGGGGGUACUACCGCUGCAGCAGCUCCAAGGGGUGCCCGGCGAGGAAGCAGGUCGAGCGCAGCCGCGCGGACCCCACCGUGCUGCUCGUCACCUACACCUUCGAGCACAACCACGAGUCGCCGCAGCCCAAGAGCAGCAGCUGCCACCAGCAGGGCAAGCCGUCCCCACGGCCGCCGGCGCCCAAGCCUGAGCCGGUGGUCGAGCAGGCUGAGCUCGGUCCGGAGCAUGAGCUGCCAGAGCCAGAAGCGCCAGAACAGGAGCAGGAGCAGGAGCUGGAGCCGGAAGCGGAGCAGGAGGAGCAGAAGGUCGUCGUGAGUCUGGUCGCGCCGGAAACGGCAUCAACCGCAACGGUGUCGCCGGUGGCGGAGGAGGACGAAAGCUUCGACUUUGGGUGGUUCGACCAGUACCCGACGUGGCACCGGUCGGCGGCGUACGCGCCGCUGCUGCCGCCGGAGGAGUGGGAGCGGGAGCUGCAGGGGGAGGACGCCCUGUUCGCGGGGCUCGGCGAGCUGCCCGAGUGCGCCGUCGUGUUCGGGCGCCGGCGCGAGCUCAGCCUGGAGGCCACCGCGCCGUGCUCCUGAUGGUCAUUUGAUCCCUUCUACCUUUCACCCUUCCCUUUGGGUCUUUUAGUUUUACUCGGAGCAAUUUGGAGGUACUAGUACAUAGCUAAGAUCGAUCGAUGCGCGGGGAUUAUCUCUGUUCAAGGCCGGCUCCUGCCUUGCUUUCUCUCCCCGUGUUGAUUGGGUGCGCGCGUGCGUGCGUUCGCCAUCCAAGAUUGUCCCCGUUUCAGGAGUGGUUUGCGAUGUGAUUCCAACCAAAAAGCAGCGAAAGGUCUGGCAUUUUUAGGCGCUUCGUCUCGCCAUUUGUGAUCA
Setaria italica (foxtail millet) is the source of this 1716-nucleotide messenger RNA. RefSeq names its product probable WRKY transcription factor 65. The record is from RefSeq and is a predicted model, not a curated record. Lineage: Eukaryota; Viridiplantae; Streptophyta; Magnoliopsida; Poales; Poaceae. Gene Ontology annotation, cellular component: nucleus. Bases 508 to 1425 code for a protein of 305 amino acids. The transcript has 3 exons. Gene Ontology annotation, biological process: regulation of DNA-templated transcription. Gene Ontology annotation, molecular function: transcription cis-regulatory region binding; DNA-binding transcription factor activity.